This is a messenger RNA of Aspergillus glaucus CBS 516.65, 827 nucleotides long. RefSeq names its product 60S ribosomal protein uL5. The coding region runs from base 40 to 567 and encodes 175 amino acids. Gene Ontology annotation, molecular function: RNA binding; structural constituent of ribosome. NCBI's taxonomy places the organism in Eukaryota, Fungi, Ascomycota, Eurotiomycetes, Eurotiales, Aspergillaceae. Gene Ontology annotation, cellular component: cytosolic large ribosomal subunit; ribosome. Gene Ontology annotation, biological process: translation. The record is from RefSeq and is a predicted model, not a curated record. The transcript has 4 exons.
CAAACUUCAGUCGACCAAUUCAACGCCCAAGGAAUCAUCAUGUCGGACGGAAAGGACAAGAGCGCCAACCCCAUGCGCGAGCUGCGCAUCCAGAAGCUGGUUCUGAACAUCAGUGUUGGUGAGUCUGGUGACAGACUUACUCGUGCCGCCAAGGUGCUUGAGCAGCUGUCUGGUCAGACUCCGGUUUACAGCAAGGCCCGCUACACUGUCCGUACCUUCGGUAUCCGUCGUAACGAAAAGAUCUCCGUUCACGUUACCGUCCGUGGCGCCAAGGCCGAGGAGAUUCUCGAGCGUGGCCUCAAGGUCAAGGAGUACGAGUUGAGAAAGAGGAACUUCUCCGAGACCGGUAACUUCGGCUUCGGUAUCAGCGAGCACAUCGACUUGGGUAUCAAGUACGACCCCGGCAUUGGUAUCUACGGUAUGGACUUCUACUGCUGCAUGACCCGUCCCGGUGAGCACGUCGCCAAGCGCCGCCGCUGCAAGUCCCAGGUCGGUGUCAACCACCGCAUCAACAAUACCGAGACCAUCAAGUGGUUCAAGAACCGCUUCGACGGUAUCGUCCGGUAAAUAUGAUAUCUCCUUCAUGGGCCUUCUGGGGAAAAGCGUGUGGGGGUCGUGUUUAUUUUACGAUGAAUUGAACAAAAACUUUUCUUCCGAAAGAAAAAAGGGCGGCAGGCGUUUUCUCGUUCCGGGCAUGUCGCACUCCAAAUACUCCUUACCACGACAUAAAGUUAGAUGUGUUUUAGCGAUAUCAAACUACCAAGUUUUACAGAAAAACGCAUCUACUUUUCACAAUGAAGGCUUCACGAAGGGUGAAUGUUUCCGCA